CCAGCCUCCCCUGACUCCGCCGGGACCCGAGGGUCCGCGCAGGCCGACGGCCCGGGGGGCGGGGACCGGACGGGACCGCACGGGACGGGACGGGAUCGCACGGGACGGGACGGGACGCUCCCGAGGGCCAGGAGGGGAGCCGGACGGCCCCGGCCCCUCCACCAGCUCGGGCCACCGCCCCGGGACAGAAGGAGGCGGCGAGGAGCGGGUCGGCGGGGCUCCGCUCCGGGAGGGCGCGGGGGGCGCCCGGGCUGAGCCCAGCGGGGGGAUGAAGUUGGACGUCUUCGCCCUCCGCGCCAAUGGCGACGCCGAAACGGGCGGCCACCUGGAGGGGGCGGGCGGAGCAGGAGCAAGAGCAGGCGGCGGCGGCCCGUUGUCUCCGGUGUCGGGCCCCGGAGAGGACGAGCCGGGCUCGGACGGGGACUGCGCCGCCCACGGCUCGGGCGGCGGCUCCGGGGCCGCGGUCGGGGGAGACGCCGCGGCCGGGGCCGGGGGCGGGCGGACCAAGCCGUACACCCGGCGGCCGAAGCCCCCCUACUCCUACAUCGCGCUGAUCGCCAUGGCCAUCCGCGACUCGGCCGGGGGCCGCCUGACGCUGGCCGAGAUCAACGAGUACCUCAUGGCCAAGUUCCCCUUCUUCCGCGGCAGCUACACGGGCUGGCGCAACUCGGUGCGCCACAACCUGUCGCUCAACGACUGCUUCGUCAAGGUGUUGCGCGACCCCUCGCGGCCCUGGGGCAAGGACAACUACUGGAUGCUCAACCCCAACAGCGAGUACACCUUCGCCGACGGGGUCUUCCGCCGCCGCCGCAAGAGGCUGGGCCACAAGGCGGCCGUGGCGGCGGCGGCGGCCGUGGCGGCGGCGGCGGCGGCGGCGGAGGAUCCCGCGGCCCGGCCGCCCGAGGAGGAGCCGGCGGCCGCGGGGACCGGCCCCGCCCUCCUCCUCCCGCCCCCGCCGGCCUCGGCUCCCCCGCCGGCCGCCCCCUCGUCCCCCUCGCCCUGCCCGCCGCGCUGCAAGGAGGAGGGCGCGGGUCCGGGCGCGGCGGGCAAGUUCUCCAGCUCCUUCGCCAUCGACAGCAUCCUCAGCAAGCCCUUCCGCCGCCGCGGGGAGCCGAGCGCCGAGCCCCGGGGCCAUCCCCCGGCCGCGCGGCUGCUGUGGGCCGCCGGCUACCCGGCGCUCGGCCCCUACGCCGUGGCCCCGCGGCCUCAGCCCCCCGCCGCUCUCUUCGGAGGAGGAGGAGGGAGCGGCCUCCGGCUGCGGCCCCAGCGCCUACCUGCCCUACCCCGUCGAGACGCUCCUCGCUUAAGCGGGCACCGACGGCCCGACGGGGACGGAGGAGGGACGAGGACGGACGGAGCGGCGGCCACGGCCGGCCCGGGGGCAGGAAACAUCGGGGCUCCGAGUUCUGCACUUUCUACCUACGGGGAAAGAGACCCUUAA
Messenger RNA from Ornithorhynchus anatinus (platypus), 1441 nucleotides. Its product is annotated as forkhead box protein Q1-like. Lineage: Eukaryota; Metazoa; Chordata; Mammalia; Monotremata; Ornithorhynchidae. The record is from RefSeq and is a predicted model, not a curated record. The transcript has 2 exons. Bases 269 to 1441 code for a protein of 390 amino acids. Gene Ontology annotation, molecular function: DNA-binding transcription factor activity, RNA polymerase II-specific; RNA polymerase II cis-regulatory region sequence-specific DNA binding. Gene Ontology annotation, biological process: cell differentiation; regulation of transcription by RNA polymerase II; anatomical structure morphogenesis.